Messenger RNA from Iphiclides podalirius (scarce swallowtail), 681 nucleotides. Lineage: Eukaryota; Metazoa; Arthropoda; Insecta; Lepidoptera; Papilionidae. The record is from the annotation of a GenBank genome assembly.
AUGCAACGACUGAGUAUGGACCAACUGCAAAAUAUGACUGGUCUUGAAUAUAUCUUAUUACACGUGCAAGAUCCCAUUUUAUAUGUUAUUAGAAAACAACAGAGGCAUAGCCCAAAUCAUGUGAUUCCUCUUGCUGAUUACUACAUUAUAGCUGGAAUUGUCUAUCAAGCUCCUGAUUUAGCUAGUGUUUUAAAUUCUAGACUGCUAUCAGCCGUGCAUCAUUUGCAGUGUUCAUUUGAAGAAACUAUGAUGUAUUCAAAAUAUCAUCCUAGUAAAGGAUACUGGUGGGAUUUCAAAGCAAGUAAAACUGGUUCUAGUCCAUACAAUUCUGGGCAAUCAGCUCCUAAAGAUGUAAGUAGUACACCAAAAGAAGAACCUUCUACACUUUUCCAGCGGCAAAGGGUGGACAUGUUGCUUGCUGAAUUAGUGAGACAAUUUCCACUUCCAGUAACACCAGCUAUUUCCAAUCAGACAAAUGGUGUAACAGUGAAGACAGAAAAUACAAAUGAGAAAGACAAAGCAUUAGAUAACAAUGUAAAUAAUAUAACAAUCAAACAGGAACCAGUAGACCCUAUCAACACAGAUAUGACUAAUGGCUCAAUGCAGGGGCAUAUUGAUAUUAAAACUGAAAUCAAACAAGAAAACAUGAAACCACCACCAGAGAAGAAACCUAGGAAUUUA